This is a messenger RNA of Pararge aegeria (speckled wood butterfly), 12421 nucleotides long. RefSeq names its product dynein heavy chain 7, axonemal (gene Dhc36C). NCBI's taxonomy places the organism in Eukaryota, Metazoa, Arthropoda, Insecta, Lepidoptera, Nymphalidae. Bases 34 to 11994 code for a protein of 3986 amino acids. The transcript has 76 exons. Gene Ontology annotation, molecular function: minus-end-directed microtubule motor activity; dynein intermediate chain binding; ATP binding. Gene Ontology annotation, biological process: microtubule-based movement. The record is from RefSeq and is a predicted model, not a curated record. Gene Ontology annotation, cellular component: dynein complex.
GUUAUUUUAGGUAAUAAUAUAAAUAUUUAGAAUAUGCAGCGAGGCAAGCCGACGCGUAAGAAAGGGCAGCCUUCUUCUUCUGAUGUUAAACUACCAAAAAUACCAAAAAUUCAAAUGCCGGAAGAUUUUAAAAUUAGAACUCAACCUUUAUUUUCACUUCCGAUGGAAAUUUUGAAACUACCUCCGCCUACAUCUAAGGGAGCCAAACUACAAGCUUCCAAAGGUGGUUCAAGAAAAAGAUCCAGCGUGAUGCAGAGCUUCACAGCAAUGAGAAAAGCCAGAGAGGAUUUUAGAGCAAAAUUAAUGAACCUGAUAUGCCAAUCGGCUUCUGGCGAAGAUAGUGAUGCAAUUCCGUCUGGCGAGGAAAAGAACAUGUUGCGAUAUUAUUACUAUUUACGAUAUGGCAUAGAUACUAUACACGUCGCACCGUUGGACAAUAAAAUGAUUUUGCGUGUUCACAAUUUAAUAUCAAUGAAAUUAAAAAAAUGGAGGGAAUGUUUGCUUACUGCCACGGAAGAAAUGCGUGAAGAUUUCAUGAUGAGCAUGAAGAAGGCUAUCGUGGAUUUUGUACUUAAGGAUCCAAAUACGGAAGAGUCCUUAGAUGAUGAGGAUACACCGCUCAAGAAGGAGUUGGCUAUGAAAGACGAUGCUUGGAGAAAUCGCUACGCAGUCGCUAAGAGAUAUCUGCACAAGAACCUCCACAGCGUCAACCCGUGUAUUGCUCAAGUUUUACAGAUUUGGUGGAAACAAUAUAAUGACCUGCGGUUGAUUAGCAUGAAAGACAUUAUGACGACUAACGAGGCAUACGAGCUGCAAGAUUUUUGCUUCGUUUGCAAGCGGCACAUUGAGGCGGCGGGCAACGUGCUCACGCUCCAAUGGCUGCCUACUUUACAGGCGGUCUUCUUACAGGGCAGCAAGAAGAAACAGAUACCGGAUCCGAAACAAGUGUCCAAAAUGAGGAAGUUUUAUAACUGUUUAUCCUGCAUUAUGACGUACAAUCUUCAGACUCUGUGCUUAAAGUCCAUGAAAGAUUUCACAGAAUACACCCUCGAUGUUGGGGGAAUGAAUCAAGGAUUCGUUAUAAACUUGGCUUUCAAAGACGACGCUAUAGGAUUCGACCCAACGUUUAAGCAGUUUCGAGAUCAGUUAUGCCUUCUAUAUGACUUCAUUAUCGACGCAUGCAGACAGGCUCCGCGACUGGAAACUUUAUUGUAUCAAGACUAUGUUAUUACAAGUAGAGCUACUCUUCGGCCAAUAAUUGACAACGAUAUUGUGGAGGACUAUAAGGCCAAGGUAGCGGAUUUAAUAAAUGAACAAAAAAUUGGACCAGAACUUCGUAUACAAGAUUUCGAUAACUUCGUGUGUUUACUCAAUGGAGAGUCACAACAGCAAGUUGAAAGUUUUAUAAACUCUGAACCCGAGAAAACUUUCGAAGAAUACUGUAAAGAAGCUGCAAAAUAUGUGACUUUGGCAAAGGAAAUACCUUCCAAGUUGGAAGGGACAAUAGUGAUCGGAAUGUUCCGGAUGCAGCGAGGUGAUCUAAUCAACACAUUACGCGGAGCGGCCUCAAGGCUUGCUAACACGUUGCUUCGAAGGAUGACCGAAGAUUAUCAAAACAUGAUUAAGGCAAUUUACGACGAGUAUGCAUCGAUAGCGAAUACUUUACUCACUCCGCCUCAAGAUACGGCAGCUUUGAUGGAUCUUAUCGAAUACAAUAAGAAGGUAGAACAGACAAUUGUCGAAGAAAUGGAGGACAAACUUCGAAAUGUAUUGCGAUAUAUUAUAUUUUUAAGUGAUUACACCGCAUUUACCCCUCUUGAAAUGAAAGCAAAUAAUCAAUCAUUUCACUGGUAUGGUCGCAUGCCUGGUGUCGUUGAAGAGUGCAAAGUAAUUUGCGAUCAAAAGAAAAUAGAGUAUCAAGAAUUACUACAGGUCCGUAUUGCCAAAUUUAUCGAUGACUUGGAAAUUUACGAGGCACAAAGCGAUGAACUUAAAUAUUGGGGUGACAUUAACGAACUUUCUAAAUACGUGACACGUGCCCGCCGCUUGGAUGAGAAGUUAUCAAUGGCUUUAACUAAAAUAGACCAAUUCAAUGAAGAAGAAACCUCAUUUGGAUGGGAAUUAUCGCAAUAUCCAAAGAGAAAAGCGAUUUACGAUAGACUUGUGCCAUACAAGAAAUUGUAUGAUGCGGGAUAUGAAUUUUUAGAAAAAUAUAACACAUGGAUGAUUUCUAAGGUAGGAAGCUUCGAUCCUGAAGACAUAGAAGGUGAUGUUAGUUAUUUUUAUAAGACUGUAUACAAGCUGGAAAAAUCAUUUCAAGAGGUACCCGCAACAUUUCAACUGGCUCAAUCAGUAAGAAUGAAAAUGGAAGACUUUAAAACACACUUGCCGAUUAUUCAAACAUUGGGUAACCCUGGCAUGAAACCUAGACACUGGGAGAAAGUUUCCGACAUUGUUGGAUUUCCGAUCAUUGUGGAUGAAGAAUUAUCGUUAGCAAAAGUCAUUGACUUCAACCUAGUCGAUUAUAUUGAAAAGUUCGAGAGCAUAUCAGAGGCAGCGACGAAAGAAAACAACCUUGAAAAGGCGCUCGACAAGAUGAUCAAAGAAUGGGCUGAAUUAAAAUUCGAAAUUUUACCAUACAAGGAUACCGGAACUUACAUUUUGUCGAGUGUUGAUGAAAUUCAGCUCUUGUUAGAUGACCAUAUUGUAAAAACUCAGACCAUGAAGAAUUCGCCGUACAUAAAACCAUUUGAAGAGAUUAUUAUUGAUUGGGAAGCAAAACUGAUACUGCUUCAGGAAAUUCUGGACGAAUGGUUGAAGGUUCAAGCAACGUGGAUGUAUUUGGAGCCUAUCUUUUCGUCUCCCGAUAUUCAGCAGCAAAUCCCAGAAGAGGGACGCCGAUUUAGCGCUGUUGAUAAGAUGUGGCGUGAAAUAAUGAAAGCUUCAUACACUGAACCAAGGGUAUUAGACGUGAUCACCAUAGAUAAGAUGUUGGAUCGAUUGCGUAAGUCAAAUAAUCUAUUGGAGAUGGUCCAGCGAGGUCUCAAUGCUUACCUCGAGAAGAAGCGUCUAUACUUCCCACGUUUCUUCUUCUUAUCUAAUGACGAGCUUCUUGAAAUUCUUUCUGAAACUAAAGACCCAAUGCGCGUACAACCCCAUCUCAAGAAGUGCUUCGAGGGAAUUGCAAAGCUUAACUUCACUGAAGAAAUGGUGGUAACGCACAUGAAGUCGUCUGAAGGAGAAGUCGUAGGACUUACUAUGACUAUAAAUACCGCGGCUGCUAGGGGUCAGGUGGAAAAAUGGUUGUUGGAACUAGAAAAAUCAAUGAAAGCAUCCGUUCACCAUGUUGUUGCACUGUCAUUCGAUAAUUAUUUGGAGUGUCCUCGCGAACAGUGGGUUCUUAUAUGGCCGGGACAAGCUGUACAAUGUAUAGCAAUGACAUUUUGGACAUCUGAAGUGACUGACGCGAUUCACUUAAGCGUCAAGGCUAUGAGAGGUUACUGGGAUAAAUGUAACUACCAAAUAUCUAAAAUUGUAGAUCUAGUGCGUGGUGCACUAAGUUUACAAAACCGGAUUACUCUUGGAGCGUUAGUAGUGCUGGAUGUCCAUGCUAGAGAUGUGCUUAUGGAAUUAAUAGAGUUUAAUGUGCAACAAGACAACGACUUUAACUGGCUGUCGCAAAUUAGAUAUUAUUGGGAGUUGCAAGAAGAAGACAACAGCAUGCAAAUAGCAACACGUAUGAUUAAUUCACAGCUUAUGUACGGUUACGAGUACCUCGGCAACACUGGAAGACUGGUAGUUACGCCACUAACCGAUAGAUGCUUCAGGACACUUUUUGGAGCACUACAUUUGAAUUUGGGUGGAGCCCCUGAAGGGCCAGCUGGUACCGGUAAGACAGAGACUACAAAAGAUUUGGCAAAAGCGGUUGCAAAGCAGUGUGUUGUGUUUAAUUGUUCUGAUGGUCUUGAUUACCUAGCUCUUGGCAAAUUUUUCAAGGGGUUGGCGUCGUGCGGAGCCUGGUCGUGCUUCGACGAGUUUAAUAGAAUUGACCUCGAGGUGCUAUCCGUGGUUGCGCAACAAAUUUUAUCUAUUCAGCGGGGAAUCAACUCUGGAGCAACAGAACUUCUAUUUGAAGGGACUUUGCUAAAUUUGGACAAAUCUUGUGCCGUUUUCAUUACCAUGAAUCCCGGUUACGCUGGACGAUCGGAAUUGCCGGACAAUUUAAAGGCACUUUUCCGAUCAGUGGCUAUGAUGGUGCCAGACUACGUGCUGAUAUCGGAAAUCGAACUUUAUGCGUUCGGAUACCUGAAUGCAAAACCACUAGCAGUUAAAAUUGUCGCCACUUACAAACUCUGUUCCGAGCAACUCUCGUCCCAGAGCCAUUAUGAUUACGGUAUGCGUGCUGUAAAAUCAGUACUCCGCGCGGCUGGUGCUCUAAAGCUGCGGUACCCUGACGAAGUGGAAGACGUCAUUUUGUUACGCUCCAUUAAGGACGUCAAUCUUCCGAAAUUCUUAGAGCAUGACGUGCCACUGUUUAUGGGCAUCAUAGGAGACUUAUUCCCUGGACUACCUCUGCCGGAAGCAGGUCUUCCGCAUUUGGUAGCUUGCUUGAAGGAGGCUUGUGUACCUCUUAAUUUGCAAGCCAAUGAUUUCUUCAUAGAAAAAGUCCUCCAAUUAUACGAAAUGAUUCUUGUAAGACAUGGCUUGAUGUUGGUAGGAUUUCCAUUCUCUGGUAAAACUAAAUGCUACCACGCCCUUGGUGGUGCAUUGGGCUUAGUUUCUGAAAAGGGCUUGAUGGACGAAAAUGCAGUAGAGUGGACAGUGAUAAAUCCGAAAUCCAUAACCAUGGGGCAGCUGUAUGGGCAAUUUGAUCCAGUUUCUCACGAAUGGUCUGAUGGUAUUCUUGCAGUCAGCUACAGAGCUUUUGCAGUUUCAACUAAUGAUAACAGAAAGUGGUUGAUUUUCGACGGUCCAGUAGACGCAAUUUGGAUAGAAAAUUUGAACACCGUGUUGGAUGAUAAUAAGAAGCUUUGCCUGAUGAGCGGCGAGAUUAUUCAGCUUGCUCCCACCACAAACCUUGUCUUCGAGCCUAUGGACCUUGAAGCGGCUUCACCAGCAACCGUGUCACGUUGCGGUAUGAUAUACAUGGAGCCAAAAGGACUAGGUUGGAAAUGUUUGAUGGAAUCAUGGCUCAAUACGCUUCCGGCAACGUUGCACGGAUUCAAUCGCAACUAUAUUCGUACUCUAUUCAAUCGAUUUAUGUCGCCGCUGCUUUGGCUUGUUGAACUCUCUGGAAAAGUUAAGCAAAUGUAUGUUACUUCACGAAGUAACUUGGUCAAUGCAUGUAUGAUGCUUUUUGAUAGUUUUAUGGACGAUUUUUAUGAUGAGAAAUAUGUUGAGGCCUUAUCAGACCUCGAUAUUAGAGCUCAACUUGAGGGAGUAUUUUUCUUCUCGACGAUUUGGUCUAUUGGAGCGACACUAGAAAGCGAUGGGCGUCCCAAGUUCGAUAUGCUAUUUAGGGGCCUACUUGAGAAGGAAUUCCCUGAAAAGGUAAUAGAAAUCUUAGGUUAUCCUAAAGAAAUUGCAAAGCCCGAUAAAGCGUACAUAUUCACAUUACCUAAAGAAGGAACAGUUUAUGAUUAUCGUUUCAUAAAAGAGGGCAAAGGGAAAUGGAAACCCUGGCAAGACGAUGUAGUUUCCGCGCCUCCAAUCAGUCGUGACACUCCUCCUAAUCAGAUCCUGGUGACAACUCUGGACAGUGUGCGAUACUUGGCUCUGUUCAAGUUACUGGUAACCCACCAUAAGGCAGUGAUGAUGGUUGGACCUACCGGGACUGGGAAAUCAUCGUAUAUUAUUGAUUUUCUAGUGAAGAGGGUGGAUACAAAAGUAUAUAAAGCCCUAAUUAUGGCAUUUUCUGCACAAACAAAUUGCAAUCAGACACAAGAUAUAAUUAUGGGUAAAUUGGAUAAAAGGCGAAAAGGCGUAUUCGGCCCUCCAAUCGGUUGCUAUUGUGUUGUAUUCGUGGACGAUGUCAGCAUGCCGCAAGCUGAGACGUACGGCGCUCAGCCACCUAUUGAAGUUCUGCGGCAAGGGAUCGAUCUCGGCCUGUGGUACGACCGUAAAACUAAUGUUGCGAUGCAUCUCACAGAUGUUCAGUUUAUGUGUGCUAUGGGUAAGCCCACGCCGGGUGCAAAGCUCAUAACGCCACGGUUCUCACGACACUUCUCGUUCUUUUGCAUUGACGAGUUUGAUGAUGAAACUCUAAAAGUAAUCUUUGGAAGAAUUAUGUUAUGGCAUUUAGAUACAAGAGGAUUUUCAAAGGAUUUCGACCCGUGUAUAGAAGAAUUAGUUUCUGGUACAUUAGAAGUAUAUAAGCAGUGUAGACUAAACUUAUUGCCUACACCAUCUAAAUCUCAUUAUACAUUUAACUUACGAGAUUUCUCUAAAGUUAUAUUGGGCGUUUUACUUUCGGUGCCAGAAGUAACUCCAGACCUUCAGUCUAUAAAACGGUUAUGGGUCCACGAGUGUCUUCGUGUGUUUUCUGACCGGCUGACGGAAGACUCAGAUCGUCAGUGGCUGGUGAGUUGUCUUAGAGAGGCAACGGGUCUCCAUCUUAAUGACGAGUUUGACAAGUUACUUGCGCGACUACUUGAGGAACCUGAUGAUAAGAUAACGGAUCGACAUCUACGCAAUCUUAUUUACUGUGACUUUGCCAAUCCGAAAGUGGAUACGCGUUUUUAUAUGGAGACUACGAAUAUGGAACAUUUGAACUCAACAGUAGACGCAUAUCUCGUAGAGUUCAACAAUAUGUCUAAGAAACCAAUGAAUCUCGUGCUUUUUAGGUUUGCGAUUGAGCACGUAUCAAGGAUCUGUCGCGUGCUCACUCAGCCACGCUCGCAUGCGUUGUUGGUAGGCCUGGGUGGCUCAGGCCGGCAGUCCCUCACGCGUCUCGCUGCUCACAUCAAUGAAUAUGAUCUUUUCCAGGUUGAAAUGAGUCGUACUUACGGCAAAACCGAAUGGCGUGAAGAUUUGAAAACUUUGUUAAGAAAAUCAAGUACUCCUGACUUGCAUAUGGUAUUUCUGUUUAUUGAAUCCCAAAUAAAAGAGGAAGGUUUCUUGGAAGAUGUUAACAACAUGCUGAACUCUGGUGAAGUUCCGAACAUUUUUGUUGCUGAUGAAAAAGCAGAGCUUUGUGAAAAGAUGCGAGUUAUUGAUCGGCAACGUGACAAAUCUCUUCAAACAGAUGGCACCCCAACCGCUUUAUACGCGUACUUUGUGUCCAUAGUACGUGAUCAAUUGCACAUUGUGCUUGCAAUGUCGCCCGCUGGCACAUCAUUGCGCACUCGUAUCCGGAAGUUUCCCUCCCUCGUCAACUGUUGUACCAUCGACUGGUUUCAGGAAUGGCCACCAGAUGCUUUACUUGCUGUUGCAACACGGUUUCUAAAAGAUAUUGAACUUACUGAACUAGAACGAGGAACAGCUAUUAAGCUGUGCCAAAUGUUCCAUACGGACACGCAAGAAUUAACAAAGCAAUUUCUGUUACGACUCAAGAGAUAUAAUUAUGUCACGCCUACAGCUUAUCUAGAGCUUAUUAACAUGUUCAAAUCACUAUUAAGCAAGAAGAGAACAGAAUUGUUAUCCAGUGAAAAACGCUAUAUUACUGGGUUAGACCAGCUUGCAAUAGCAGCGAAAUCCGUUGCUGCAUUACAAGAAGCGUUGGAAGUAUUACAACCUAAAUUAGCCGCCGGAGCUGCCGCUGUUGCUGAGACUACCGCUAAGGUGGAGAAAGAGAAGGAAGGAGUUGCUCUUGUCGAAGCAGAAGUACUCGUUGAUCAAGCUGCGGCAGAAGAACAGGCAAGAGAAGCCCAGGGUAUCAAAGACGAGUGUGAUGCGGAUCUCGCAGAAGCGAUGCCAAUUCUCAAUUCUGCGUUGGCCGCGCUGGAUACUUUGACACCUCAGGAUAUUACUUUUAUCAAGACAAUGAAGAGCCCUCCCCGAGGAAUAAAACUUGUCAUGGAAGCUAUCUGCAUAUUGAAGGAAAUGAAACCCGAUAAAAUUCCGAAUCCUUCUGGAGUGGGUACUAUUGAAGAUUAUUGGGGUCCAUCGAAGAAGUUGCUGAAUGACAUAAAGUUCUUAGAAUCUUUGCAAAAUUACGAUAAGGAUAAUAUUCCACCUGCUGUUAUGAAGAAACUUAUGACUACUGUGAUGCAGGACGAUGGGUUUGUACCUGAAAAGAUCAGAGCUGUGUCGGUUGCUGCUGAAGGUAUGUGUAAAUGGGUGAUUGCAAUGACGAAAUACGAUAAAGUUGCAAAAGUGGUUGCACCGAAAAAGCAGCGACUAGCGGCCGCGCAAGCUGUCUACGAUAAAGCUAUGGCUGCGUUGGCCGUCAAACAAGCACAGUUGAGAGAGGUGCAACUGAAACUGGGAAAACUAGAAGAUGCGCUGUCAGAGCAAAAUCGCCAACAAAGGAUGCUAGACGACGAGGUUAUGGAUUGCAGUAAUAAGCUGAAGAGAGCUGAGAUGCUCAUUUCUGGGCUAGGAGGAGAAAAGCAUAGAUGGACGCAGAUAGCUAAAACAUUACGAGAGACUUACAACACACUAACUGGAGACAUAUUAAUUGCAGCUGGGAUUAUUGCUUAUUUAGGACCAUUUACAGCUGCAUUUAGAAAUGACCAAGUAAAGAAAUGGGCCCAUGCAUGUCACGAUUGUGGAAUUGUUUGCACUCUGAACUUUAGCCUAAUAAAGUCUUUGGGCGAACCUGUUACCAUUCAACAGUGGAACAUCGACGGCUUGCCUGCGGAUGACUUCAGCGUUGAGAGUGCAAUUAUUAUCAUGACAGCUCGACGUUGGCCGUUAAUGAUAGAUCCACAGGGUCAAGCCAAUCGCUGGAUAAAGAAUAUGGAGAAGCCAAACAAUUUAUGUGUGGUACGGAUGGCACAAGCUGAUCUUGGUCGCGUGUUAGAAAACGCCGUGCAAUUUGGACAGCCGGUUUUACUUGAAAAUGUGCUUGAGGAGCUUGACCCGAUGUUGGAACCAUUACUGCAACAGCAAACUUUCAGACAAGGUGGUGCACUAUGUAUUAAGAUUGGAGAUACCAUCGUUGAAUAUAAUAAAGAUUUUAAAUUGUAUAUAAGCACGAAAUUGGCAAACCCACAUUACCUGCCUGAAGUCGGUGUCCGAGUAACAUUAGUAAACUUCAUGUUAGCCAAAGACGGUUUACAAGCACAGUUGCUCUCACGAGUGGUGGCUCGAGAACGACCAGAUUUACAACAAGCCAAGGCAGAUUUAACAACGCAAGGGGCAGAGCACCGUCGACUUUUACAAGAUAUUGAAAAAAAAAUCCUUAAUGUUUUAUCCACCUCGGAGCAUUUGCUAGAGGAUGAGGAAGCUGUGCAGAUUCUCAACUCCGCUAAAGAUAUGUCGAAUGAAAUCAAAGAGAAGCAAGAGGUAGCUAUGGUUACGGAAAAGGCGAUCGAUGUAGCCCGAGACGAUUAUGUACCGAUCGCUGUACAUUCAACAAACUUAUUUUUCCUUAUCGCUUCUCUGGCAAAUAUUGACCCAAUGUACCAAUACUCGCUGGGCUGGUUCGAGGGUCUGUUCACGGGGUCUAUUGACAAUACCGAGAAGGUGGAGGACAUUCCCCAAAGGCUCGCAAUUUUACGCGCCCAUUUUACAUACUCACUGUACGCAAACAUCUGCAGGAGUCUUUUUGAAAAGGAUAAACUGGUAUUCUCACUACUUCUCACCGUUACCAUUAUGGUUGCGGAAAGUAGCUUAGAGCAAGGCGACGUGAUGUUCUUGCUAGCUGGCGCACAGCCACGCCAUGUUCCACCGAACCCGGUCUCAUUUCUUAGCCCUCAAGCUUGGUCAGAAUUAAACGGACUUAACGAGAUCGAAAAGUUCCACGGCAUUAUAGACCAUUUUAUGAAAAAUAUAUCGCAAUGGGAAUCAUUCUGCGAUUCACUGGAUCCCCACAAUCAACCCUUACCCGAACCGUGGAAUAAGCAGCUUAGUAUGUUUGAGAAAAUGUGUGUCCUACGAUGCAUGCGUCUAGAUAUGAUGGUACCAGCUGUUCAAAACUUUGUCGAGGCGCAAAUGGGGCGUCCGUUCGUAGAGCCACCGUUGUUUGAUUUAGCUUCAUCGUACUCAGAUUCGCACUGCUGUAUACCGCUAUUGUUUGUUCUUACUCCGGGCUCGGAUCCUAUGGGGACUCUUCUUAAAUUUGCUGACGAUCAGGGUUUUGGAUCAUCACGCUUGUUCUCGCUGUCUCUUGGACAAGGGCAAGGCCCUAUAGCAGUCAAGUUGAUUGAUGAAGGCAUCAGAAGCGGCACGUGGGUUGUGUUGCAAAACUGUCACUUAGCUAAAAGCUGGAUGCCGAUGCUAGAGAAGAUUUGUGAGAGCCUGACACCUGACUCAACGCAUCCUGACUUUAGACUGUGGUUAACGUCUUACCCGGCGGAUCAUUUCCCAGUUUAUGUUUUACAAAAUGGUGUGAAAAUGACAAACGAGCCACCCCAAGGUCUAAGAGCGAACAUCGCACGCUCGUACCAAAGCGACCCAAUAAACGACAUGGAGUGGUUCGAAGGCAACAAACAGCCGGAAAACUUCAAGAAGCUUCUGUUCGCACUUUGCUUCUUCCACGCCGUGGUGCAGGAGCGACGGCAGUUUGGCCCACUCGGGUGGAAUAUUCGGUACGAGUUCAACGAAACCGAUCUGCGCAUCAGUGUGACACAGCUGUACAUGUUCCUCAAUGAAUACGAAGACGUACAAUUUGUGGCGCUCCGGUACCUUACUGGCGAGUGCAAUUACGGUGGUCGCGUCACCGAUGAUUGGGACCGUCGCUGCCUUAACACCAUUCUCCAUAAGUUCUACAACCCACGCGCCAUUGAUGAAGACAAAUACCCUCUCGAUCCAACAGGCACAUACUACGUUCCGACUCUACGAGAGCACGCAGAUUUUAUCCUAUUCGCGCGAUCUCUACCCGUGGCGACUCCGCCCAGCGUGUUCGGCUUCCACCCCAAUGCUGAUAUAACUAAACAUUUCCGAGAAGCCGAAGAACUUCUUAACACCGCAGUUCUCACACAGGAUCGCACGGAUCGCCUCAAAGAGUAUUUGGACACAAUGGCCGCCGGAGGGGCAGGCACUACUCCCGAACAACAGGCCAUGGCUAUCGCGGAAGAUGUUUUAGCCAGGCUACCGAACAAGAUCCUGAGGGGUCCAUCGCAUGAGGGCGAUAUCAAGCCCGCAGACAUGACGCCCAUGUCCAUUGUCGUAAUACAGGAGGCGGCCAGAUACGAGCGACUCGUUAGCGUAGUACGGACCAGCUCAAGGGCUGUCAUCGGAGCUGUUCAGGGCGUGAGUGUCCUAACGGAUAUAACGGAAGAAGUACUUACGAGUAUGGUACGCGGACGCAUCCCAGCCUUGUGGGCCGGCAAAAGCUACCCGUCGCUUAAGCCACUCGCUGCCUACUUCAACGAUCUGCUGGCAAGACUUGAAUUCCUUCAGCAUUGGCAUCAGUACGGGCCGCCGGUUGUGUUCUGGUUGUCGGGCUUCUACUUCCCCCAGGCGUUUCUCACAGCGGCCCAGCAGAGCUACGCACGCAAAUACAAGAUACCAAUUGAUCAGCUCGCCUUCCACUACGAGGUGCAACGGACGUUCACUCUAGAGACGCCUCCGGACGAGGGCGUGUACAUCCACGGCUUGUUCAUGGAAGGCGCUCGCUGGAACAUGGAGGACUACAUGAUGGACGAAUCAAUUCCUAAAGUGCUCUACGAUGAUUUCCCACCGGUAUGGCUGAUUCCGCUAAAGCGGGAGGACAUCCCAACGGACGUAUUCUACAACUGCCCUCUGUACAAAACGGGAGACAGACGAGGAGUGCUCUCUACUACGGGCCAUUCCACCAACUACAUCCUGUUCAUGCGCCUUCCUACCACACAGCAUCCUGACCAUUGGAUAAUGCGUGGAGUUGCUUUACUGACGCAGCUGCCCUUCUGAAUGGACCAAGCUUCCUUUACUUGCGAACAAAGGCGAACUCAACAAAUGGCUUCUCUUCUAACAGGUAAUGAAGAAAGCUUUCAGUAACAAAUUUCAUAAAAAUAAUGAAUGUUAUAUUUUAUAUUAUUACGUUAAAUUAUUAUUGCGAAGUUAGUAAAUUUGAUUUAUUACGUUUAUCUUGUGACCUGACCGAAAAUUAUAAACAAAGAAAAAUAAAAUAUCCCACUACAAGUUUGCCGUUAACUGCAAUCGCGUCUGGUGGUAAGUGAUGAUACAGUCUACGAUGGUAACGGGCUAAACUUUUAGUUUGGCAGUUUAUUAAAAGGCAUACCAGUAAUUAAUUUAUCGUUUCGGAACGCUAAAGCACUUGGCAGCACACGUCUUUGUUGGUAGGAUGGUAACUAACCACGGCCAAGGCGUCCCACCA